GCCUGGAUAGAAACAUAGAAACACGAGCUGUUGUUUUGUGAUGCGAGACUAAGAUUGGACCGUUUGAAGCUCACGAACAACAUUAGAGACGGAGGAUGGAGGAAAAGCUGCCUGAAGAUCUGGCGAAUCUCUCCGAGCUGGACGAGAAAAGUUUGCUGGAGGUUUUGACUGGACGCUUUACACAGAACCUCAUCUAUACCUAUAUAGGGGACAUCUUGGUGGCUAUUAACCCAUUUAAAUAUCUUUCAAUUUAUGUAAAAGAGGUGUCCGAGCAGUACAAGUGCCAUGAGAAGAAGUCUUUGCCCCCUCAUAUAUUUGCUGUGGCGGACCGGGCGUAUCAGUCCAUGCUGGGACAUCUGGCCACGGGACCCAAGAACCAGUGUAUCGUGAUCAGUGGUGAGAGUGGCGCGGGGAAAACCGAGAGCACCAAACUGCUGCUGAGACACAUCAUGGAGCUGUGCAAGGCCAACUCACAGCUAGAGCAGCAGAUCCUGCAGGUGAAUCCACUUCUCGAGGCCUUUGGAAACGCUCAGACGGUCAUGAAUGACAACAGCAGUCGCUUCGGGAAAUACAUCCAGCUCCGCUUCCAGAACUCUUCAGUAAAAGGGGCCAAAAUCAAUGAGUACCUCCUGGAGAAAUCCCGUGUGGUUCAUCAGGACGAGGGUGAGCAGAACUUCCAUAUCUUCUACUUCAUGUUGGCCGGCAUCUCCACGGAGGAUAAAGAGAUAUACGGCCUCCUGGACCCCACGCGCUACCGUUAUUUGAAUGGGAGGUUUGGGAAGGAAGACAUGGUUCAGGCCUGGCGUCUGAAAUAUGCUGAAGUGUGUAACGCCAUGGACAUGGUGGGAUUUGAGGAGCAGGAAAAGGUGGACAUGAUGACUAUUCUAGCUGGCAUUCUGUCUUUGGGGAACAUCGCCUUUGAGAUGACAGACAGUGAUGCUCUGAAGGUGUCCGAGGCAUCACGUGGCUGGUUAAAAGCUACAGCGGGUCAGUUUGGCGUUCAGGAAGAGGAUUUACUGAAGAGUCUGACCUGCACCACGUCAGUGACGCGAGGAGAGGCCAUCCAGCGACUCCACAACCAGCAGCAGGCUGAAGACGCCAGAGACUCCAUCGCUAAAGUGGCCUACGGUCGCGUGUUCGGAUGGAUCGUCAGUAAAGUCAACGAGCUGCUCGCUCCUAAAGUAGACUGUGACGUGGAGCUCAAUGAAAUAGGAAUCCUUGACAUUUUUGGCUUUGAAAACUUCGCUGUGAACCGAUUCGAGCAGCUCUGCAUUAAUCUGGCUAACGAGCAGCUCCAGUAUUUCUUCAACCAUCAUAUUUUUCUGAUGGAGCAGAAAGAAUAUAAAGAGGAAGGCAUCACAUGGGAGACCAUAACCUACAAGGACAACAAACCCAUACUGGACCUGUUCCUCACCAAACCCAUUGGGAUUCUCUCACUGCUGGAUGAGCAGAGUGCCUUUCCUCAGGCCACUGACCGCGAUUUUGUUGACAAGUUAAACAGCAAAUUUAAAACGGCUCCCAACUUUGAGGUUGUGCGAAACCACACCCCUCUGUUCACUAUUGUGCACUACGCUGGGAAGGUGCAGUACAAUGCAAGUGGAUUUCUUGAGAAAAACAGAGACACGAUACCGGCCAACAUUCGCGAGCUCUUCAUCAACAGCGUCACUCCUCUCCUCAGCGUUCUGUUCGCAGCCACAAUUUCCCGAACAGGCACACUAAUGCCACGGAAAGCCAAGUUACAAGUUGCAGAUGACAACUUUAACUCGACCAGGAAGCAGUCCGUCGGUGCACAAUUCAAGCAUUCUCUGGCUGUCCUCAUGGAGAAGAUGUUUGCGGCCAGUCCACACUUUGUUCGGUGCAUCAAACCCAACCGAAGCAAGCAGCCCGAUCAGCUGGACAGUAAACUGGUGAUGGAUCAGCUGAGAUACAACGGCCUGAUGGAAACCAUCCGAAUCCGGCGGGACGGUUUCUCGUGGCGUCCGAAGUUCAGGGAGUUUGCAGAGAGGUACAACAUUCUGCUGCUGAAACCGGAUCUCCUGCUGGACAAAACCAGUUGCAUGUCGAUCCUGAACAGCACUGAACUCUCUGGCUGGAAGUGCGGGGUCACAUAUAUGCUUGUUUUUAACAAUUACCGCGCGAGGAUCUGCCGGAGGAGGUAUCUGGCUCUGCUGGCGGAGAUACGGCGACAGCGUCAGGCUCAGCGGGAGAGAGAGGAGCGUGAGGAGGAGGAGGAGAGGAGGAGGCGUCUGGAGCUGGAGCAGGAGAACCGGCGACCAGCGUCUCCACCAGUGCCCCUGCCGAGGAAGAAGAAGCCGGAGCCCAGGCCGCGCUCAGUGCUGAGCACCAUCCUGAAAGCAGCGCCUCUGGCGCCUGUGCCGCGGCCGCGCAGCAAGCUGUUUGAGGCCACAGAUGAAGAGCGAAUGAAAGAGAAACAGCUGAAGAAGACCAACACCAUCCGCUGGUUCAAAGAGAUGCAGGUGCGUAAGCUGACCAGAGACGGCGGCUUCCCCAGCUGGUUCCACGGCAUGAUCACACGCAGACGAGCAGAAGAUCUCCUGAUCGACAAACCUCUCGGCUGCUUCUUGGUGCGAGUGGGUCAGAGCCGGGAAGGUUUCACACUGACCUACAGGGGUGCUGAUCGCUGUCGUCACUAUAUGGUGGAGAUGCAGAGCAAUGGGAAGUAUGUGAUUCUCGGGGAGGAUCGGGCUCAUUCCUCUCUCACAGAUCUGGUCCAGUAUCACACUCAGGUGGGCAUCAAGCCCUUCAUGGAGCUGCUGACGCUGCCCUGCGGUCAGAUGUGUGAUCAGGAGCCGGACUAUGAGGAGCUCAAAGCUUUUACAUCAUCAUCAUCACCUUCAUCGCCGUUGUCGGCAUCUGCGGUGGAGCGUCCCGCUGAGGAUCAGGACAUGGACACGGGUUCACAUAAAGUGCACUUAGAGAUGCAGAGACUCUUCCUGCUGCCGGGAGGAAACUCAAACCCAGAGUCCCACAAACCGCCGGUGCUCAAGCGCAUCUCUGACCGCCGCAGACGGGUCGAAGCCACUCAGAUGGAGCACAAGGACGACGAUCCGACCGGAGAGAGCAGACCGUUCCCCCGACUCUACCCCUCCAUACGACUGGCCAUGAGAGAAAUCCAACAGAUCCAACAGCACUUCCAGCAGAGCCAGGAUCAGAUCCAAGUCUCCUCCGGUAAAGCCUUGAGCUCGUGGAAGAGGACGGAUGCGUGA
Molecule: messenger RNA, 3227 nt
Organism: Sinocyclocheilus anshuiensis
Lineage: Eukaryota; Metazoa; Chordata; Actinopteri; Cypriniformes; Cyprinidae
Product: myosin-IIIb-like
Exons: 30
Coding region: 96-3227 (1043 amino acids)
Biological process (GO): regulation of actin filament length; peptidyl-serine phosphorylation
Cellular component (GO): myosin complex
Molecular function (GO): microfilament motor activity; ATP binding; protein serine/threonine kinase activity
Source: RefSeq, a predicted model, not a curated record